Molecule: messenger RNA, 600 nt
Organism: Williopsis jadinii
Lineage: Eukaryota; Fungi; Ascomycota; Saccharomycetes; Phaffomycetales; Wickerhamomycetaceae
Gene: PET130
Product: Pet130p
Exons: 1
Coding region: 1-600 (199 amino acids)
Source: RefSeq, a predicted model, not a curated record
AUGGCACUGAGAAGGUCCAUCGUGACUUCUAACGAGUUCUUUAAGUGCGAGUUUUAUCCACCUUCUCACCUUUUGGGACUCUUCAGAAAAUCACGGCCUGCGCUUCGAGUAAAGUGUGAACAGGACCAAGUGCUGUUUAACGACCCAUCUCUUGAUUUUGGAUCAACGAAUAAAAGAUUACAAGGUUCGGUGAAGAACAUGGAUAUGAUGUCAUACAGUUUCAAACGUAUUGAAGUAAGGAGACUCAUGCGUGAAAAGUUCUGGGACUCUUAUCAACGUGGGAAAGGAUGUGAUGGACUAUACGUUUUCAACGUUAGACUCUUACCGAAAACUGCCAGCGAAUGGAUCCAGUUUAACCAACAUAUAUUACAGGCCAUAGAGAAAGUUACCAGUACAGACUUCAACAAGAAGAUUCAAAAUGACAAUUCACGUGUCGAUUGGAGGAAGCUACUGAAGGUGUUGGAGAAGAACGACAUGGUCAAGCCCGAAUGGUUUGACCAAGUUGCUGCUCUAUACUCCAAGAAGAGUAUAAAAAGAAAAUCUUCAACGAGCAAAGCGACACAGAUGAUUCAAUUACCAAAGAGGAAACCAACGUGGUGA